CGGCGCCGCGCGGAACUCGCGGGUUCGGAGCCGCCCGCUGAGGUCAGAAGGAGGCGUCUGCGCUGAUCGGGGCCGCCGCGCGCCAGAACCGGAGUCGCAGCCGAGGGGAGCCGGGGCCGGAGCCCGAGCCCGAGCCGAGCCGGAGCCCGAGCGAGCGGCGGAGACCGUGCCCCCGCCUCGGCCCCGCGCCGCCGCGGCCAGGCCCGGCAUGGAGGAGGAGUGCCGGGUGCUCUCCAUACAGAGCCACGUCAUCCGCGGCUACGUGGGCAACCGGGCGGCCACGUUCCCGCUGCAGGUUUUGGGAUUUGAGAUUGACGCGGUGAACUCUGUCCAGUUUUCAAACCACACAGGCUAUGCCCACUGGAAGGGCCAAGUGCUGAAUUCAGAUGAGCUCCAGGAGUUGUACGAAGGCCUGAGGCUGAACAACAUGAAUAAAUAUGACUACGUGCUCACAGGUUAUACGAGGGACAAGUCGUUCCUGGCCAUGGUGGUGGACAUUGUGCAGGAGCUGAAGCAGCAGAACCCCAGGCUGGUGUACGUGUGUGAUCCAGUCUUGGGUGACAAGUGGGACGGCGAAGGCUCGAUGUACGUCCCGGAGGAUCUGCUUCCCGUCUACAGAGAAAAAGUGGUGCCGCUCGCAGACAUUAUCACGCCCAACCAGUUUGAGGCCGAGUUACUGAGUGGCCGGAAGAUCCACAGCCAGGAGGAAGCCUUGCAGGUGAUGGACUUGCUGCACUCUAUGGGCCCCGACACCGUGGUCAUCACCAGCUCCGAUCUGCCCUCCCCGCGGGGCAGCGACUACCUGAUUGUGCUGGGGAGUCAGAGGAGGAGGAAUCCCACUGGCUCCGUGGUGAUGGAACGCAUCCGGAUGGACAUUCGCAAGGUGGAUGCCGUCUUUGUGGGCACUGGGGACCUGUUUGCUGCCAUGCUCCUGGCGUGGACACACAAGCACCCCAAUAACCUCAAGGUGGCCUGUGAGAAGACCGUGUCUACCUUGCACCACGUUCUGCAGAGGACCAUCCAGUGUGCAAAAGCCCAGGCCGGGGAAGGAGUGAGGCCCAGCCCCAUGCAGCUGGAGCUGCGGAUGGUGCAGAGCAAAAGGGACAUCGAGGACCCAGAGAUCGUCGUGCAGGCCACGGUGCUGUGAGGGCCGCGCCGCUCGCCCGUGACACGCAGCGCGUUGGUGUCUCCGUGUUUGUCCCUGUGAAAACAUGUAACGUCUGCCUUAGAGCCUUGACCGAAACUUGAUAUUUUUUUCUUUCAUGAGUGUCCGGCAUUUGCUGGUCUUCAUUGUGAAACGUGCCAGUCGUGCUUUGUGAAAAAUAACAAAGUGGUCACAGAAAUUUGUGAUCUGAAAACCCAGCUCCCUUCCCCACAAGGCUCCUGGGCCUCCAGGAAGACGGGCCCCUGUUUGCCAUCUCGGGGGUGUUCCAUGUGGGAGGGUGAGUGGGUGAGGCCGAGCCUGCUGCGCGUGGAGCCUCGAGUGGGCCCUGGCUGCCACUACCGCACAGAGGCCGUGUCGCGCGUGGGCUGGGCCUGGGUGGCCUCUGUCUUUGCAUCUCUGAGAAGGAGUCGGGUGGUAACGGUUGGGGUCAGGAAGAAUUCUGCCAAGUAUCUUUACUGUCAUUCUGACCAUAGCCUCUUUGUUCCUGCAUUCGAACUUUUGUUUCUUACUUUGCUGCUCGUUUAGUCCCUGGGGAUUUCAGAUCUUAGGCUGUUGUUUCACCGUAUGGGAGGGUUGAUGUGAGCUUGCUUGGAGGCACACGGUGCAGCGUCAGGGACCUUCCCAGGCCCCAGCAAAUUCAAGUUGGUCUGCAGACCUCUCAGCUAUCCGCGGGACCUCCUGUAACCCAUCGGCAUCUUCCAGGAAUCCGCUGAGUGACUCGAGGAAGAUGCUAACGCAGUAAGGUCCGUGCUGGGCCAAGAGCAGCUUUGAAGCUCCAGAGAACCACCCCAUCAGGUUCCUUGUGGAAGCUCCCCUCAUCCGUGGUGCAGCAGGCUGAGCACUGCGCGUUUGCCACGUGCUGCCCGUGACAGCACAUUGAGCCACAGCAUUUGUAGACAGGACAGAGGGGUGCCUGCCCCUGCUGGCACAUUUAACCCUUGUCCCCUGACCUCAGUUCUGUGCCCCACCAAAUGCCCAGGGGCAAGAGGCCACCCUGGAAGCUGCCAAUCUUCCAAGGUGGGUGUGGGGCACGGUGGGGGCGGGCAGCUCCCAGGCCCUUGGGCAGGCUGGGGUGACGGCAGAGGCCACAGCACCAGCUCUGACAAGUCCCAUCAUCCUCUGCUCAGCAGUGACCUCCCUGGCCCCACUUUGCCCAGAGUUUGGGGUUCCCCCCAGGUAUAGCUAUAGGCAGCAGUGCCUGUCCCUGGCCUGCCUUAAUUUCAGCCACACCCCUGCAGCCCUGCAUCCCAGCUCUGGGGUGUGCAGAGGUUUGUGUCUCCAGGGAACCCACGGCUGGAGAGAAAUAGGGAGAUGCAGGAAGUGGGGGCCCAUGGGGCCCCUAGGAAGCGGACUCUCCAAGGGGUACCCCCACCCCGCUACCUUCCCCACGGACAGGCCCCUCCUGGAGCCCACACCCUCCUGUGAGGCCAUUCCAGUGUCUUCUAGAAAGACUCGCUUGCCAGGAGUGCGUUCUUUGUUGAAAAAUGCCCUGAAGCGAAAAGAUGCAGGUUUAUAUGGAACCCCCACCCCCGCCCCCACUCUCCCACUCUGUUCGUUCUGAAUGUCUUCACCAGCGUGCAUCAGGGCGCCUGGCUCCCCCACCUCAGCCAGUGAGUCAGACACGGGUUUCGCAGCCAUGUUUCUUGGCUCCGAGGACACGGGUGGCAGGCCCGUUGCAGCCCAGAGCCACUGGUCCCUACAGGGCGCCGCCACACCAGCAGGAAGGAGGAUGGCUGUGUCCGGAGCCUGGCGGGGAGGCAGCCUCCCCAGUAUGUGAGUGCAGGGAUCCGCCAGAACCACCUGGCCCUCCGUAGGGCGUUUAACUGGAAAUACCCUCACUGCCAAGUGGAGACUGGGGCGUGUGCCACAUUGCCAGCCACCAGGAAAGCUUUUCUUUUUCUUUUCUUUUUUUUUUUUUUAAACACUAAGAGCACGUAUAGCAUGGGGGAAAGAACCUAAAUGUCUCUCUCUUCUGUGAGCUGGUGAAAAACCCAGCAUGAGAACGCAGUGUCAGGUGUGGGGCUCCUUCUGCCCGUGCAGUGGGUGUUACGGGCGGUGUGCCCUGGUGAGCAAGCUUUGAUUCUUGGUUCUUUGAGCUCGUUUCAGAGGCUGAGUCCCCACAUCAGCUUUAGUUCUUGGACUUCCCUGUAUUAAGCAAGAAUUAGGAGAAUGGCUGUCCCUGCAGGUGCCUCCCGUAAAUCCUGAGCUCUCUGGCGCAAUCGGAAACUUCUCUUCUGUUUUCUUUGGCUGUAUCAGCCGAACCAGGAGAGGCCUGGGCUGCGACUAAGGAGAAAGAAAUCGGGGGUUUCUGAGAGCAGAUGGUGCCUUUGUGGGUGCAGGGCUUUUGUGGAAAUUGUCAGCCUCUACGGGCAGAGUCCGGCAUCCCCUCCCCAGACUGCCUGCUGUCAAACCACGGAGCAGCUGGGGCCUGCCCUGUCCACGGCCCAUUUCCACCCGGGCAUGUUCGUCUCUCAUGACUUGGGCAGAGGCCCCUGGUGGCCUUCAGUUUCAGUUUCUCAUCCAGGAAGGUAACCAUGGGCAUCGGCAGUGGGUUUCCCUAUGGCUUGGAUCCAGAUUAGAAUUGAUCUUUGUUUUCACUUUCCAUAGUUAAUAACAUGCAAAAUAAUGAGAAGAAUUUAUUUUAAGGUGACAGCUAUACUGGUCCAACAUCGCCUGCUUAUUGUCAGGGUACAGAAGUUUAAUACUUUCUUAAUCCAGUUUUUCAAAUUUCUCCCUGUAGACCGUAAGGAUGAAUUCCACAAUAGGAUCCUUUUUAAAAUCGAUUUUAAAUUGUUGCCUAGUCCUGCCAAGGUUAUUAUGUGCAUCUGUUAUUUUUCCAAUACAUGUAAACAGUUGCAGUAUGA
Messenger RNA from Pan troglodytes (chimpanzee), 4029 nucleotides. RefSeq names its product pyridoxal kinase (gene PDXK). The coding region runs from base 209 to 1147 and encodes 312 amino acids. Gene Ontology annotation, cellular component: cytosol. The transcript is spliced from 11 exons. The record is from RefSeq and is a predicted model, not a curated record. Lineage: Eukaryota; Metazoa; Chordata; Mammalia; Primates; Hominidae. Gene Ontology annotation, biological process: pyridoxal 5'-phosphate salvage. Gene Ontology annotation, molecular function: pyridoxal kinase activity.